Messenger RNA from Wyeomyia smithii (pitcher-plant mosquito), 4792 nucleotides. Its product is annotated as protein prickle-like. NCBI's taxonomy places the organism in Eukaryota, Metazoa, Arthropoda, Insecta, Diptera, Culicidae. The coding region runs from base 880 to 4419 and encodes 1179 amino acids. Gene Ontology annotation, molecular function: zinc ion binding. The record is from RefSeq and is a predicted model, not a curated record. The transcript has 9 exons.
CGCGGUCGUGAAUGGUUGCGUUUUUUCUUCGCGUCCCAACGCUGUUCCAACAGAGUAGACAGUAGGCUCAGGUGCGCUUAAGUGAGCUCAACGGCCAAAGCGCAAACGAACUCGCGCUCGGAAGGGAAUCACGCUAUCGGUCGCCGCAAUCGGAGUCGCCGUUCGUUUAAGUCUCGAGAGAAAGAGCUUUUUUUCUGUGCGGUUGCAUUUGCUGCCACACACCGGUGCGACUACGACAACGACGACGACGACGGUGAAGAGCUCUUGGUUUUUGUGUAUGAAUUCGAAAAAUUCCAAUCGAAAACUCGUUUUGCCUUUUCUUUUGCUGUGUUUAUAAGAGAAGUGCGCGGCAGAAAAGAAGGGAAAAAUUACCCGCGUCUAGUGAGUGAGUGCGCGACUUACCAGCUUUUCGCUGUGUUAGUUGAUUAUGAUUAAUAGUUGUAACUCAGUCUCUUGAAGGAAUUAAAGGUUUCGUACCUUUUCAUCGUGCGGCUAAUCGAAGCUACUCGUGCGUGGCUCGUUUCAUCGUUCCGUCAAUGGGGGUCUGUUGUGGUGCUUCGCACCGAGAAGCGAUUUAAACUGGAGGAAAUUCCUAAACCGUCUUCGCAAUGGCAGUUUGUACUACGUAAUGUGCUAGCAAACGGAAUAGUUUGAAACCUUCGCAGAAACAGUUUUAUGGUAAUGAUCAUUGACGCAAAAGACGACGGAAUAAGUGCCAUUAUGUGAAUAAUUACCCGGCGAGUGAGAAGAGCAACAGUUUACAGCGACCGAGCAGCAGGAGCCGGAGACCAGUGACCGAAGUUAACAAGGUGGGCGCCUUAAUGGGACAUUGUUUGUCCAUCGAGUUGCCGAGUUGUGAGUGAGAAGAAAAGUGUGAAAAUGAGUGCAAAUGAGGCGGCGGUGGCAGUGGCGAAGCCAAACCAAGGCAAUCAAAUGCAAGCCGGCAGACAGUGGUGGAAGGUUUGCUUUCUUUACGGCAAUCAGGAGAAAUAUUAUCGACAAAUCUAUGCAAAAGCUGCUUCGGAGCGGUUGGCACAUGCCACACAACAAAGUAACGGCAAUGGGUCUUCAGGGGGGAAGGCAGCAAUCAUCUUUCCCACAAAACAGCACAGACCAAUUCUGAUCAACGGUAAUCGGGGCAGUCAGCGGAAGGAUGCCGAUACCGACCGUCCGGCGGCCAAGAAGCGGGUAACCGUUCUGGAUGACUCUUUUCUGCUGGGGGUCAGCGAAGAUGAACAAAGGUCAGACAGUGGAAUUAACAUUGACGCCGCAACCAGCCAGCCGGACGAUUUGAACGCGAAUCACCCAUUCCAGUCGCAACAGCAGCAGCAGCCAAAUCGUGGAAUGAGACGAAAUUUCCAUCUUAGCAAUGAAGAGCUAAGGCUUUUGAACUCUGACAAACCUCUUCCCGGCGGGGGACAUCUCGUAGAACCCGCGGUAACGCCCCCGGGGCUUACCAAUUCGUCUCCCAUUGUGAGUGCCUGUGGGAGUCCAGCGCAAAUUGCCCCCAAUUCAUCAUCGUCAUCGUCGCCACAACCGCCACCGAUGGGUUUGUCCAGACCGGCGAGCGGAGUUGCGGGAGAACGAAGUGGCAGCCAUGUGGGCAGUCCGAGUCCCCCGAGCAGCACCGUCAGCCCGCUGAGUCUAUCACCAUGUCCGGACCUUCUCGGACGCUCCGGGAGCAACAAGAUCCCCCCACCGCUGGCCGGACCAAUGUCGUACCCGUACCAAAAACCUUCCUUCGAGUACGACGUAGUAAACCGUGUCCCACUGAGUCCACAGGCCGCCUACCACAAAUCGUUACAGCAACAGCAACAGCAUCACCCUCCCUCCAAUGUGGCGGCACUUUCUUCCCCCUCGGUAGGUGACUUCCUGCCUCCACUGCAGCCUCACCCGCCUCAACCGCAUCUACUUCAUCUUCAGCAGCAGCAGCAGCAACCGCAGGAUGCCGGUGGAGGGUCACGCGCAAUUUACAGUGCCCACGCCCUGUCCAGUCAAACUAUGCAUGCACCGCAGCAGCAUCUGCCGCACCUGCAGCACACUGGACCUUUCCAACAUCAACCGGCUGCACCUGCAUUAUAUCAUCAUUCACCACGAGGCGGCGGUCAUCACCAUCAGCAGCCGCAAACAUUUCCACCGAAUUUUCCACCAAACCAACAACAUCCUGGCGGUGGAAAUGGCCCAGCAGGAGGAGUAGGAGCUGGAGGAGGGGUAGUGGUUGGUGGAGGACACAAUUAUUCGCAGUCCGACGAUGACAGCGGCUGUGCCCUGGAAGAGUACACUUGGGUUCCCCCGGGGCUGCGCCCAGAUCAGGUGCAUCUAUAUUUCUCCGCUAUCCCCGAGGACAAGGUUCCGUACGUCAACAGCAUCGGAGAGCGUCAUCGGGUCCGUCAGUUGCUCCAGCAGCUUCCACCACACGAUAAUGAGGUGCGAUACUGCCAUUCACUGACCGAUGAAGAGCGCAAGGAGCUGAAGCUUUUCUCGGCCCAACGGAAGCGGGAGGCCCUCGGCCGGGGGACCGUGAAGCAGCUCACGACGAACCAGAUUUGCGAUGGCUGCGGCGAGUGUAUUUCCUCCGGUGACAUGGGAGUGUACGCGUCUCGGUUCGAUCCGGACACCUGCUGGCAUCCGGCCUGCUUCGUGUGCUCCGUCUGCAAGGAACUGCUGGUCGAUUUAAUCUAUUUCCACCGGGAAACUCGUCUGUAUUGCGGGAGACACCACGCGGAAACACUGAAGCCCCGCUGUUCGGCGUGCGAUGAGAUCAUUCUCGCUGAUGAAUGCACCGAGGCGGAGGGACGAGCGUGGCAUAUUAAGCACUUUGCCUGCUUCGAGUGUGACAAACAACUCGGCGGUCAACGGUACAUUAUGCGCGAUGGGAAGCCCUACUGCCUGCACUGCUUCGACGCCAUGUUUGCCGAAUACUGUGAUUUCUGCAGCGAGCCAAUCGGUGUUGAUCAGGGCCAAAUGAGCCACGAUGGUCAGCAUUGGCACGCAACGGACAAUUGCUUUGCCUGUAGUACCUGCCGAUGUUCGCUACUCGGACGGCCGUUUUUACCUCGUAGAGGGGAGAUUUAUUGCUCCAUAGCAUGCAGUAAAGGCGAGCCACCCACGCCCUCGGACGGCUCGGUUCCCACUGUUCUGCCCACGCGCAGUCGCCUGAGGGGCAGUCAUCGACCGCUGGACGAUGGCUGCGAACAGCCACCACCGCAUUUGCCAAAGUCACCCGAGCCGCUGCAAAGCCCGAUCAUCGAAAGAAGCACCCCCAACUCCAGUCCCGCCAAAUACUCGCACACGGAAUUAUCCACCAACGUUUCCAGCUCGGUUCCAGCAACCGAACUGAAUGAGACGCAUUUCUCCAUUUCAGCAGAUAACGACGUACAAACUUACACCGGAAGUGGUGCUACCUCGCCCGUCUCCUGCCGGACGAUUCCCUACUCCGAACCAAGUGACCUCGUGGACCAUCACAACCAAACGCACCAGCAUGAGUCUUUACCUCCGCUCAACUCCAGCCACCGGAGGAUCCCACAAUGUUCACCCGAGCUUACCCGCCUCCUGAACAAAGACCGAAGCCGACAGCCGCUGGAUCUGACCGAUCUUAGCCUAAGCCUGGACAACUGGCAAGCCGAUCAUCACGGUCAGCUGUCGAUCGCACCCAGCAUAGCAAAAACCAAUCCAUCGCUCACUUCCUCAAUGCCGGAGUUAACUCAACAGCUGCAGCAACAAACCCAGCUCUCCUACCACCACCCGCAGCCAGCCUACGACGACAUUAGCCCGUUGGACAAAUCAAGUGCAAUAGAUCCGGACGAUGGCAUCCAGAAUGCCUCCGAUGCAUCCCACUCAAUCGUGGAACUGCCGACCCCGCCGCCAAUAGUUAUUAAGAAAGAAGUCCGCUUCGAGGGCGACUUCCAGGACUCACUGCCCCGCUCGAAGGGCUACUGCAGCCGUUCCGGGGGUUCCCGGUCACGUUCGUCGUCCAAGUCGAAACGCAAAUCCGACCGCAGCAGUGGUAGCAGCCACCACCAUCACCACCAGCACGGUCAUCGGACGGACCACCAUUCGGGAGGAGGUUCCUACCAGCAUCAUCGAGGGGACCACCGGGAGCAAACGCAAUCGUCCUCCAGCAAUCGUCGAUCACCGGGACGACGACGGGGUCGGUCGGCCGAAAUGGUGACCGAUCUGGAUCAUCACCACCGGGAGACGGAUGGUAACGAUUCGGACAGUCGCAGCGUCUGCUCGACCUGUUCGUCCAGUUCGUCCAGUGCCGAUGACGACGUGUACGAGCUGCCGAUGCGGCGGCCGUACGGUGGAACGCGGAUUCACUACAUGCCAAACAACUCGCUUGCCUGUGCCCGGAAGCGGAAACAGCUGCAGCACAGCCAUCCCUACGAGAAAGACAAUAAAAACUGUAUCAUAUCGUGAGAGUCGAAUGGUAACGCCCAGGUAAGGUCACCAACGAAACUUUGUAUUGUAUCAAAGCGCAUUUCACGUGAGAAGUAGAGUUGGAAAAAAAAUUAAUAUGUAUAUGAACAAGUUUUUGUUUGCCUAAGCAAAGUGGUUUUGAAUGUAUUUUCAUUAUUCUGGGUUCAAAUUCUAGAUUACGGAGGAUAGUAUAUUUUAUCGCAGGAAGCCAAUACUCGAGAGAUUUUGUGAGAUUUUUUUCGUAUUCUAGACAUACCGUUCAGCUACCAAUACAAAGCGGAAAUGUAUUAAAUGCUCAUAUCGUAAGUGUAUAAGAAUUUUUAUACAUAGCAGUUUGAUAGGAAUAAAAUUUUUACUGAAAAGUUGAAUGAAA